This is a messenger RNA of Pelobates cultripes (western spadefoot toad), 10111 nucleotides long. The record is from the annotation of a GenBank genome assembly. NCBI's taxonomy places the organism in Eukaryota, Metazoa, Chordata, Amphibia, Anura, Pelobatidae.
GUGCCUUCUCAGCCAAUGAGCGCGCGGUGUACCCGGUCGGCAUUUUAUAAAGAACAGAGCAGCAGCGCCGCGCUCCGAGUUGAUUCUGUGGAGGAGGAAAAAAAAAAUAAUCAGCGGAGAAGAUGGCCGCCCUCCCUUCCAAUGGCAUUCUGAUCGGCGACAAGACCUACUCGGGCGUCAUGAUCUCCCUGGAGAACUGCCUGAUCUCUGAGGAGAAAUGCGCCCUGACUCCGUCUAUCCUGGACGGCCUGGACCUGGACACCGAGACCGACCUGCGCUGUGUGGGCUGCGAGCUCAUCCAGGCAGCCGGCAUCCUACUGCGGGUGCCUCAGGUGAGACCGAGAUAGGGGCAGCCAGGGCCCUGGCCGAGCCGCCCGCCCGGCACUCAGCGCCCCCCCGGGCCUGGGAGGGGGUUCGCGGGGAUUGUGGAGGGGAGGACGGGGCUCGGGCCUAGUGGGCAGGCUGGAGCCUGAGCUGGAGUUUCAGGGCGGUAGCUGGUUAGCGGGGGGAUCAUGGCUUCACCUGAGAUGGCAGCGGUGACCGUCACCGGGUUAGGGCUGCUGGGGGGGGGAGGGGGGAUUACCGGUUACCGAUCCCUCCCUCACUCGCCGGCAGACGGAGGGUAUUCACUAAGGUGCGAUGUGGAUUUCAAAUUGUUGAUCAAAAUGAAGUGGGCUGUUAGUAAAAUAAUAAAGAAUUUAAAAACUGAGCUACAAACCUGGAAAUGUACUCUGAAAUAACCAAGCUGAAAGUACAGCUACUUUUUAUUAUUAUUAUUAUUGGCCAUUUUGUUUUACAAUUUGGAUUUUGGUGAGUGACCCUGUUAAAUAAAUAAAAAGGGCCAAUUUGUGAAAUUUACUUUGUAUUACUGACAAUCCCUGCUGGAGUAUAAUCACCCUUGGAAGAGUUUAUUUACUCAACACUGACCAGCAAAAUGGCACCAGAAUUCAGGCUAAAAUCUCCAGGUUUUGACUGUAGCAGAGAGGUAGAAUUGUUCUAAAACUGUUUAUUCUUGGCCCUGUUUAAGAAAGGUUCAAGUUGUGGGAUCCAUUGUUUGGUUCAUAUUCAGGGAGAAUUAGGGACAAUUCUGCAGAAAAGGGGUCAGUAUUGUGAAAUAAUGGGUUUCAGUGAUGGAAGCGAUGUGCCACAAAUGUAAUUAAAUUAUUUUUUUUUUUUAAACUUGAUUGGCCCUAUGAAAAGCAAAAUGUAAACAUGGUAGAGAGUUGCACACUGUGAGAGAUGUCUGGCAUCAAUUAGGAGAUACUUUUUGGGAAACUGUUCUUGUUGCAGUUGUAAAUAUUAUCUAAUACCGCUUGGUAUUAGGUUUGCUAUGAACGUAUAUAUAUAUUUUUUUUUUUUAAUAACUCUUAAUAUUACCUUUUUGUUAUAAUCAUCUGAUGGGUGUCUUUUAUUUCUCCUCUCUUCAAUCUAUUUUGAAAUAUUUGAAGAAAUCCCAAGUCUACCUUUCCUACUCCCCCUUUAUGAUAGCCAUGGAUAUGCAGGUUUGGUCAGAUUAGGUGUUUUGUUACCCAGUGCUCAUGUGUUGCUUUUCAAAAUCGUGUUGAAGCAUUUGUUUUUUCAAGUGGUUUCAUAAAAAAAAGUAAAUAUACAUUUAAUUUAAAUGUUUUCUUGUUAUAAUAGAGAUAAUAAAUUGGGUGGCACUUGCAACUUUUGUUGAUCAAGUUGUGUGAUGACAGGCAAAGCAUCAUGGGAUUUGUAGUUCUGGAACAGUUGAACUGCUGUUUGGCCACCCAUGUGUAUUUUGUUUUGUAUACUAAAUACUUAGUAUCUACUAUGAUGAAAGAGAACAUGAGUGUUGUUCAGUUUCUGGGAAAGUACCUCAGCCCAGUUUAACUGGAACAUACGUCACCAAGGCUGUUCUCAUUCAUUCUAGGUGACGUUCGUAUUUUUCAGUUUCCAUUUCCUCAAUGCCUCUAGGGGUGGAGUUGAUGCAAUUCAGCUGUUUCCUAGCACAGGACACAUUGUGCAAUACUGCUUCCAGUUUAGAUUUAUAUUGUGUUCCUACGUAAUGCAAUUAUUUGUUCACAAUGAGUUUUGUCUGCUCUAAUCUAGCCUCUUAUAUGUAAUUCUUACCUUGCAAAUACACCACGUUUGUUUAGUAUUUUUAAGUACAGCAACAUAAUAAUUGGAAGGUGUCACAGGAAUAAAUAAAUGGCAUAUGAACAUUACUAAACAUAAUAGUUUAAAUGCUGCAAGGUGGUUGUUGUGGUUUUUGUUUUUCUCCCAUCAACAACCUUGAUUAUGAUAGUCCUAGUUUAAAAGCCGAAAAGCCUUUUCUUAUAGCUCUUAUGUCUGGUACAUACAAUAGGGUCCUAUUUAAUUCAAAGUUGUUGGGGGUUUUUUUUGGGGGGGGGGGAAAUAAAUACAAUUGUGUUGCCUUCUAAGCAGCUUUUAAUAAAAAAAAAAAAUCGGGCUGUUUGACAUGGCAGGCAUUGCAGAUCACAUAGGAUAAUGGUUUCUGAUGCUUCUGCCAUCACUUGUUGCUCAUAUUAGAGAAAUGCGUGUCUAAAGGGAAUGCCUUUCACAAUUGUGGCCUUGUUGUGAGAGACAGUGCUACAUAAGGUAAAGUCCUUAGUUUCCCUUAGCUUUAACCUAAAAGUAAUGACUCCCCUUACAUGACUGUUGGAGAGAAAAAUAGCAUUCCAACUUUUAUAUAUCUCUUUGUAGGUUGCCAUGGCUACCGGACAGGUUUUAUUUCAACGGUUCUUCUACACCAAAUCCUUUGUGAAGCAUUCAAUGGAGGUAAGCAUCACUGCUCUAAUGUUAAACAAUAACUAUACUAUGGUUUUGUAAAAUGUAUCCGCUCUGAUUUAAAUUUUUUCUUUUUUCUUUUUUUUCUUCUUCCUUUUUCUCAGCAUGUUGCAAUGGCCUGUGUCCAGUUGGCAUCCAAAAUUGAGGAGGCACCAAGACGUGUUAGAGAUGUGAUUAAUGUGUUUCACCGGCUGCGACAGCUGAGAGAAAAACAGUAAGUUGCCAAUGAACCAUUACUCUAUAUUUCUAUUGUAAUAUAGUUUUAAAACAACGCUGUCAUAUUAGUAGAAACUAAUUUUAGAUAUCACUAGGCUGCUUAUUUUUUAAAUUGGGGGGGGAAAACAGGCGGGCCUCCUGCUCUACCGAAUAGCAAAAACACAGUUGAUGCCCUUUGGUUUAUGUGAUUACUCCCUAGUUGGCAUUUCUUGUGCUUGUUCUGUAGUAUGUAUGGCGUCGUGCCUAGGAGAGAGAUAUUUAAAGUAGUCAGGCCAGUUUUCUUCCUGUACAGUUCAUUGCAAUUUCAUGCGAAGAAGUACAAAAUGGGGCUCCUCCAUCAAUCCUCUCUCGUAUGCAGCAAGAUACAAAGUGGAGACCGUUUCAUAAUGUGCCUUUUAACAACAAAACCUUUACUGAAAACCUCUUCAUGUUAAAUCUUAAAAAAAAAAAAAUAUUUUUUUUUAAAAACUCUUAACAGAAGAUAUGUCUUGGUAACAUCUUUCAAUACAUUAAAACAGAAACAGCAGGUUAAAGGCGUGUAGCUUUUUACCACGAAUAGGUCAUGGAGUAUAUUUUACCCAACAAAACAAAAUUUUUUGGACUUGAGCUAUCCUUUUUAUUGCAAACGUAUUUGUAUUCUAACGUGUAGAAAUGUUCUUGAUUUCAAGAAUUAUUUCUUAACAGGAAACCGACACCAUUGAUCUUGGAUCAGGAGUAUGUUAACUUGAAAAACCAGAUCAUUAAAGCAGAGAGGAGAGUCUUGAAGGAAUUGGGUUUUUGUGUUCACGUCAAGCAUCCUCACAAGGUGGGUUCCUUUUUAAUUCUUUUUUUUCCAACUGGUAUAUCUUAAUAUGGUAGUUAAAGUAAAAUUUAAGCAUAUAUAUCUUAGAUUUAUGAUUAUAUAUUUCAGAUCAUCGUAAUGUAUCUCCAGGUAUUGGAGAGUGAAAAGAAUUCGCAUCUUGUCCAAACUUCAUGGUAAGUGACUUAUUCUUGUAUUUGAACAUUUUUUGUGAUGACUAAAAUGUGAAACCCUUUCAUUGCCACGCAUGGUGUGUAGGGCAUUGCAGGGCAAUGCAGUAUGUACCUUGUUGGCAUUACAGUACAUUAAUUUGCAGCGGUUUCCAAGUGUUCACUGUUGAAGAUCUGUUUGUCAUUGACUGAAGGGAAAUGCUGCAUGAGAAUCGCGUCAGCAUUCCCCUAUCUGGAGUGAAGAUUGCUGUUUAUGACUGUAAGCUGCCUUUGACAGGGAAAGAUUGUUCUGUCACUUGCGACACACCUUCAAGCUCAACUCGUGUUUGCUUCUGAAGAACAAGCUGAAUUCAUCAAAAUGUUCAGGGCAAAAUAAACCUAUUUAGAAAAAUCUUUCAUUUUACUUGUUCCCUAGCUUCGGUUAUACAUUAAGCAGCAGUUCUAAACAUACAAGUAUAAAAGCUUUGUCUUCUAGGUCUGUGAUCCCAAUCCCAUUUAUAGUGUUCAUACUAGGCAAGAAUUUGGGGGAAUUCUCUAUUCUAUACCUGUUGGGUUAGUGACCAAACCAGGACAGAUUUGUAGACCCUUGAAUGGGAUUGGGAUCUCCGUGUAUUGCACCUACUUUAACUUAAUUUUGUUGCUUUAGCAUGGGAUUUGGGGGGGUUAAAUUAAUUGUUUGGGGGGGGGGGGGUUAAUUACAAUUUCUGAUUGAUCUUUCUGGUGCUUUAUUUAUCGUUGGAUGGAGAGCCUAUUUUAACUUUUGUUUUCUGUACUCUUUUGAUCAAAGGCUAGCCUCUGAGGGUAAGUGACUAAGACUUCUCCUCUGCUGUCCAAGCGCUUUGGUGCAGGGAUAGCUGCCGUCUUCAGUCAAUCCCAAGCAGGUUCCCCAGAAAGAAGGCUGCCUCUGGUCAGGUGGUAUACAGCGGAAUGAUGGGGUUGCGGCUCCUCUGUUUUAAAAUGUUUGUCUCUACAAUGAAAGCUGGUACUGAUUUGCAACUUAAAUGUUUACGUUCAUAAUCUGUUCUUCUGCCUUAUUUGAAUCUAAAGCAGCUAUGUAAUCUCAAAAACCUCUUCACUUUAAUUUCACAAUGUGCAUAUUGUGUGACCAUUUGACGCUGACUCAUUAAUCGUAGCAAUUCUAUUAUUUCCUAAGUUUAGUACUGCCUGAACUUACUAAAUAUGUUCAGUAUUUUACAGCAGUAUCCGCAUAUGAAAUGCCAACUUGAAAAAAAAACAUAACUCUUUGCCUAAAGAGCUGCAUAAGAAUAUUCCUAGAAGCGCACCAACUUAAACUGUGAAGCGUUUAAAGUGAGCAAUUUUACAACUGAACUCACAUUUGUGGACCUUGAUCCCCAGUACUGGACUGUCUAUCAGUGUCACCUAACUUUUUUCUAUUUUCUUUUUAUACAGAUUAAAUUGGCUUUUUUGAGAUCUCAAAACUACUCUUAAAUUAAUUCUCAGUACAGGUUUACAAAGUUAAAAUUGGUUCUCCAUCCUCAAUAAUGCAGCUCCUUUAUCUUUGCAAUGCAAGAUGGUCUACAAUUUAAAGAAAAAAAUCCCCCAAAUUGGUGGUGGUAGGACAGCUACAGAAUAUUAGAAUUGCCUAACUUUCAUUCCAGGAACUACAUGAAUGACAGCCUGCGUACAGAUGUCUUUGUAAGAUUCAAUCCUGAAACUAUUGCAUGUGCCUGUAUCUACUUGGCUGCAAGAACACUACAGGUGAGCAUAUUCAAUUGUGCAACGUCUAGUAGAGUGUUGAGGCCGAGCUGUCACUUCUGAUGGAAGUUGUUUUUGUGUUUUUAUUUAAUUUAUUUUUCUUACCUUGCAUUGAAUAUAAGGUUGUGAGAUGUGAAAAAUGCAGAAAUCCACAUUUCUUUAUCUUGCAACUGGGUACAUCCAUCUUUAAUUUGAGUCAAACUGUCCUCAUGGCAGUUCGUGUAGAGAAAGCACCUCAUGAGAAAAUGUUCACUCCAGUUCUAGGUGAUUUACAGUGCUUACUAGUGUAAAUGCCAGAGUAGUGACAUGUCCUUUUUUUAUUAUUUUUUUUUUUUAUUUUUUUUUUAUUGCAAGCUUUCUAACUUUUAUGAAGUUUGUAUUUACAAAUCCUAUGGAUUUUAGGUCAUGUUUACAUUAUUUUUGUUUUUAGAUUCCACUGCCAAAUCGCCCUCACUGGUUCCUCUUGUUUGGUGCAACUGAAGAAGAUAUCAAGGAUAUCUGCCUUCAAAUUUUAAGGCUGUACACUCGCAAAAAGGUAUGUCUGCCCUUAUUCUUAAAUAAGCAAGUGCUGUGCAUCUUCGUUUUAGAAACUGAACUGAAGUUUUAAUAUUUUAUAGGCUGACCUAACACUUCUCGAAAGCAAAGUUGAGAACCGCAAACUAAUUCUUGAGGAGGCUAAAGCCAAGGCAAAAGGGUUGUUGCCAGAUGGUACACCUCGCAUAGACAAUGCUCCUGAGUUUUCACCUUCUCUGAAAAAUGGUAAGUAUUUGGUAAUGUGUUGGGUUAGGGCAGUUUGCAUUAAUAGCUAAAACUGAUGGUAUGUUUCUUUCUAGAUUCUCCAAAAGAAGGAAAAUCUAGCAAAUUGUCACCAGUUUCCACACAUACUCUGAAGAAUGCAAAGAGGAAAAUUGAUACCAAAAAGCCUACAUCAUCCAGUCCAGUCAAUGGGUAAGAGUUUGAGAUUGAUUUCCCUGGCUGUGUAGAUUUUGUUUUUAUGCAGGUGUUAUAAUGGGGUACCACUAAAGUUCUGGUUAUGGCACUAGGACUACCCUGGAAACUGCUUUGAACAGGAUUACACUUACCAUAAGUAAGUGCAGAAACUUUUCAAAUAUCACUAAAGUUCACUACCGCUUUAGAAAUGUUAAUUGUCUGUGUUUGGACAGAGUUUACAGACUGAAACUGUUCAUUUGUUCUCAAACACACAAAUUAAAUCGGUUUUUCUAUAGUAGAUGGGGAACUUGGACUUUUGAGAUAAUUAUUGAGAAGGCCCGUACUUGAGACACCUUUGGAACCCAGCUAAGUUUUGUAAACAGAAAACUUUUUGCCUUAAAGAAUCUGUAUGGGCAUUAUAAUAACUUUGAAAAGAGGUUAUGGUGCCCAGGGGUCCCUAGCGUAUCUUCUUACCUGAAGCGGUUGUCAAACAGUUUAACAACAAAGGUCGGUUGGGCAGCUGUACCACCUAUUUGGUUAGCGAGGUCAGAUGACUCUUUUAGACAAAUAGUGGCUCCCCAUCAUAAAAACCCCCUUCCUUUAAUUGUCCAUGAUUGUCAUGAUGCUGCAUUUUAUCCUGACAUAAAGGCUUCAUCAAUUUCGACCUGCUAAGGCAUCUUUCUCAGUCUCUAUAAUGAAGCAGCCAACAGAUAGUGCUGCCAAGCUCUGCGGCUUCCCUGAAAAAUGUUGGUCAUUUCUAAAUUUUCCUACUGUGACAUUGGUUUUCUAUUACUGCUCCAGAGCAGGAUUGAGCGAUAAAUGAUACUUGGAUUGACUACCAACAAAAUACCAACGUUCAACCAGCCUAAUGAUUGUUCAAACACAAGUGAGAUGCUUUUUUAAUUUGGUGCUACAUAGCUGCAGAUCCUAGGUCAUGAAUAUAAGUGAAAAGGUUUUGUUUAUAGUUUGUGUUACCUGCAUAAUUGAUUCAACCAUUGCACUCUGAUUUGAAAAGAAUAUGGAUUUACUUUUCGCAGAUACAGUAAACUGACAUUUUAAUUUUUUUAUUUCAGAGUUGUUAAAAUCCGAGACAGAAGUGGCAGUGGAAGCAGAGAUCAGAGUUAUUCACGGUCACACUCUAGGUCCAAUUCGCCCAAGCGUCGGUAAGGAUGGUUUAACCAAGAAGUUUGCAUUACCAUAUGUACUACUUGUAGAUUGUCUACCCGAGCAAUAAACCUGUGGCUUGUUCAGGUUCUUUAGCCGGUAGCGCUUAUUUCACUUUAGAUUUGCACUUAUGUAGUGGAUAAUACAGAAACUUGGAUCUAUUCAAAAUAUAAGUGGCGUUCCCUGUUCUUGGUCACUUUUGAUUUAAUUAGUCUACUGCAUUGUGAAGAAUAUUUAGCAGCAUUUUAAACUUGCUAUCUGAUAGUAUAUUUUAAAUGUAGCUUUAUAGUUUUAAGGAAGCAUUUGAUCGAAGUGUUACAUCAAUGUUCACUAAAGUCAGAAUUGCUGGGAAUUCAAAGUAAAUUUCAAUCUUAAGACACAAAUGGCCAAACUGAACACAAUUGACUUUGCAAAUGUUUCUAAUUUGAUUCCUUUGGCCUAACUUUUGAAAUUCACUUUGCAUUCCUGUCCGUUCUCACUCUGAAUAACAGUUUGAUAUCUGAAAGAUGUAUGUUUUCUGUUUGUUUUGGAAAUAUGUAUAUAUUUAUUUUUUUCCGCACUUAUAGAAAAAGUGAAAGUUAUUCCUCAUCCAGUGGUUCAAAGUCUCGCAGUCGCUCCAGGAGUCGCAGUGAUUCUCCUCCUCGAAAAGCAAAUCACGGAUCUUAUAAAAGCUCAAAAGCUCAUAUAUACAGCAAAAGCGAUGAGCACAAAUACUCUGGACACAAGCGUAGACGAUCACGCAGCAGGAGCUCAUCACCUGCCCACAGUCAUUCAAGGGAAAGCCCACAUUCUAGAAAAUACAGAAAAAAAAGCCAAUACUACCGUGAGCAGAGAAGAGAGCGCUCUCGUUCUUAUGAAAGAGUCAGCCAUCGAAGUUAUGAACGUGAUUACUCCAGUCACAGCCAUCACAGAAGAUGAAAUUGCCAUCUAAAUUACCUCUGGCGUUUUAAGGUGGUUAGAGACAAGUCAUUCUGGACGCUUCCUUUUAGUUAACAUUUAAGUUGCCACUAAGCAGGUUUCUGCAUUCAGUUCACACAGGCGAGCAAUCUGUUAAUACCUGCCUUUUAAACAUGUAUUCCUAAGGUUAUUUAAAUUUUGAAUAGCCGUGCCUAACCUUUUGCUUCUCUCCUGUGUUAUUCCCCCACACUGAGAACGGGACUGUAAAUGGCAGGCUCUCUCCUUUCUCCUGUAUGCUUAAAGCAGCUUUUGUAGAUCAGAAUUUGUGACUGCCAUCAGGAAGAGGGGAGGAAGUGAGGGCUCUGAGCAUAUACUUCAGGGAUACUGUACGUAGUAUGGGCACUAUGCAGCUUGUGUCAAACUUCAUGGUGAAAAGUGUGAAAAGCUGUUCCUUUAGAAUUCCUCCUCACACAAUUAGGUGGCUGCUUAACUGCAACAACCUAAUUCCACAUACUACAGAGCUAUUCAUCAGCAUGUAAAAGUGAAAUGUCCAGGAAAACAUUGCGGAUCUGUCACCUCUAGGCAUGUAUGACCUCAUACUGAUCAAACAGACUCAAGAAACUGUGCCAAAUGUCAUUGGCCAAUAUUGUAUUUAGAAACGGACUUGUCUACAGAAAACCUAUUAUGUUGUUUGGUGCUAUAUCUAAAACAAUAUGUGCUAACUACAUUGUCAUGGCUUGUGUUGGCUGCUAAAUCCCUAUUUACAAAAUCAUUACUUAUGAAUUUUACUGUAGGAUAAUCCUGUAUCAUACUGUACAGACCACAAGUUCCUAUAUUUGUAACACCCACAUAUUCUUAUUAGCAGAAAUGCUAGCAUUUGUAAAAAGCUUUGAAGGAAUUUAUGUUGGCUAUAAGAGGUUGGUUGGUUUUACAUACCGCUGACUCCUCUAAUACAUGAGUUAUGUUUGGUUUUUUUGUGUGUGUUUUUGUUUCUCUAUGUAUGCCUAUAUUAGGUCAUACAUACGACUUUGUUUUUGUGUUUUGUUUUUUUUAGUUUUGUUUUUUUUUUUAGUUCCAUCUGUGGGAACUGGCCUUAGACUUGAGAAUACUUUUUGUACAUAUCUACUUACUUUUCAAGGACUCAUGUUACUAUGAUCUGUUCUUCAAAGUGGACUUUUUUUAUACUCUGAUGCUGCGUGCUGCUCUGUGCUGGCCACAAGCAGUCACAAGACAUUUCAUGUUGCAUAUGGUUCCAUGUCUUUAUUUAAAAAAAACAAAAAUAAAAAAUGCAAUUCUACUCAGGAUAUUUGAUAGAUCAACAAAAAAGGUUUGUUUUCUUAUGUAACAGAUGUAUUGAAACCAAUCACAGCCAGGCCAUAUCAGUUUUAUUGGUAUAUCCAAGCUGUAUUUCUUUAUUUCAUUAAAGUAUUCAAUUUUGUAUAUAAAA